This is a messenger RNA of Lactuca saligna, 1284 nucleotides long. NCBI's taxonomy places the organism in Eukaryota, Viridiplantae, Streptophyta, Magnoliopsida, Asterales, Asteraceae. The record is from the annotation of a GenBank genome assembly.
GACCAUUAAUUCUAUUGAAACCACACCACAUUUAAAGCCCAAUAGGACUGGUAUUCAAAACUUGCCGCAAUUUCCCUCCUCAGUGCUGCACUCUAAUUUGAUUAGUAAGAGUGUCUGAAAGAAUGGGGGAUUAAAUCAUUAUUUGAUUGUUAAAGCUUAGGGUUUAUGCAGUUGUUGAAGAUCAUGGAAGAUAUAUUUGUCGAUGAUUCAAAGAGUAAUGUGUCCGUCGGAUGUACUGAUAAGCCAAAAGUAGCAGAAAUGGCAAAGGGCAAUAUGCGAAGUUCAGGGAGAAGAACACUUGCUGACAUCAGCAACAUUCCACUUCAACCUAGCACUUCAAAUAACAAUCCACAUCGAAGUUCUAAUACUAUAAAAGAGCACAACAAGCAGCUCCAAAAGGAAAAAGCAGCAUUAAUGAAGCUCUUAUCAGAGAAAAAUAAAAUCAUUGAAGAAAGUAGAGUUGAGGGGCACAAACUAAGGGUUACUUUGCAGAAGAUCCAGGAGCAGAAUUUGCAACUUGCUCAAUCAAACACCCAGAUGCUAAUGGAACUAAAUUCAGUCAAGGAGAGAAACAAAGCUCUGAAUCAUGAGCUUGGAUGCAAAAAUGGUUUGAUUAGUGUAAUGAAGUUGGAUUUGGAAAACAGAACCUGUCAAACAAAUGAUGCUGAUAACAAUAAGGCCACUGAAGUGAAGGAGACUGAAACUGAAGUGUCUGCAUUUGCAGAAAAUAAUGAAGACAAACUUUAUAUUACCAGCAAAAGGCAUAAAUCAAAAAGUUUAGUUCCAUCUGUUGAAAAGGUUCAAGGUGAUGAAGUGGGUAAAAACAGAAGGAUUCAAACUAGAAGACAAUCUUCAAUUUUUAAGGUUGAUGAACCAAAACCUAUCAAAGACACUAUUGAGAUAGAAAAUGUUGAUGAUGAUGAUGAUGAUAAAAUGAAAGUGAAUGAUUUAAUAAAAUCUAAAGAAGAAGGUGAUGAUAUUCAAGACUACAAACCUCAAGAAAAUAGAAAAACAUUUGUUUCAAGGCCCUUACGUGAAGCUGCAAAGAAAGUUCAGUCUUACAAGGAAAUAAAGGUGAAUAUGAAGAUGCGAAGAGACAAGUGAAUGUUUUUUUUUUUUCAAACUUUUUCUACAGGAUGAAUUCUCUUUUCAUGCUUAGAUAAAGUAUAAACCAUUUGUUUGACGUACAACAACAUAUCUUAAAACUCAAAAGAGGCAAGUCUAAAAAUUAUAUGUGGUAUUAAUGUGUAUAUAGGAACAUGAUAUGAAGAUGGUUAAUAUUUU